Molecule: messenger RNA, 4717 nt
Organism: Syngnathus acus (greater pipefish)
Lineage: Eukaryota; Metazoa; Chordata; Actinopteri; Syngnathiformes; Syngnathidae
Gene: samd11
Product: sterile alpha motif domain containing 11
Exons: 13
Coding region: 322-3021 (899 amino acids)
Biological process (GO): positive regulation of transcription by RNA polymerase II
Molecular function (GO): DNA-binding transcription activator activity, RNA polymerase II-specific; RNA polymerase II cis-regulatory region sequence-specific DNA binding; protein binding
Source: RefSeq, a predicted model, not a curated record
AUGUCCGCGCCCGGCGCGCGCAGCAUGUCAGGUAUUAGCAGAGAGUGUGUGUGGGUGCAUGUGGGAGGUUGGAAGCUGUAGGAAGCUGUGGGGCUGGCGGAGAGCGCUGCCGCCGCUGCGAGCGUCACACUGCUGAAUGGGAAUCUAUCCGGCAACUCCAGCAGACCGCUGUCUCAUACGCGCGCCCUGCGUAAAACCAAGCGGCGCGUCUCCAAGUGCGGCUCGGGCCGACCCACAGGCGGCGAGCGCGCUCAGUAGCUCGGAUCGGACGUCCACUUUUCCCGCACUUGUUCCCGACUUGCAGCGGCGCACAACAGCAGCAUGCCUGCCAUCAAGAAGGAGCGCCUGGACGGCGACGACAUGGCUCUGGCCGCCUUUAACCAGUCCGAAUACUUGGCCCCUUUAAAUGCCGCCGCGAUCCCCGUGGUGACCCCGCACCCGCCGCCUUACGAGCACAUUUUGGCCCACCACCGCGCGUAUUUGGGGCUCCACGACUCGACGCUGCAUCACCAGCACCUCCAGCACGCCACGGACGACUUGAUGCUGGAGAGGUUCUCCUCCAUCCCGGACUUCCAGCCCUUCUUUGACAACGGCGAGCCGUGCAUCGAGGUGGAGUGCGGGGAAAACAAGGCUUUGCUUUACAUUAACAAACUAUGUCAAGGCAGCAAAGGACCCUCCAUUAAAUAUAGGGGCGAGUGGCUUACUCCCAACGAGUUCCAGUUUGUCAGUGGCCGGGAGACAGCCAAAGACUGGAAGCGGAGUAUUCGACACAAAGGGAAAAGUCUCAAGACACUCAUGUCUAAAGGAAUCUUACAGGUGCAUCCUCCAAUCUGUGAUUGUCCAGGUUGUCGAAUCUCCUCUCCCGUGAAUCGUGGGCGCCUGGCUGAGAAGCGCACCAUCCCGCUGCCCCCCAACCGUGUGCCCAAGAAGGAGCUGGCCUCCAUCUUCAGCAGUGACGACAGCGAAGGGAGCGAGCGAGCCAGUGGGGAUCACGGCCACAUCAAGCAGGAGGACGAGCUUCAUUACAGUAUAGUGCGCAAGAGUCGGGACAGUGACCUCUCUACAAUCAUCUCCAACCUGCACCACAGCAGACAGCAUGGCAUGCCCGAGGGCCAGUCAGCCUCUGACCGCAAUGCCAGUACAGGACACACAGAUGACCUUCUAAGCAAGAGGAGAAGCUUCUCUCCCAACAGCAGCAGCAACUCUCCCUCGGACAGUAAGAAGUCACGCAGCGUAUCCCCCAAAGAGAGCGCACAGAGCCCGGAGGGGGAGGCAGGUGGCAGCCACAGCCACAUGAGCCCCGAAGAGCACUACAGGCGCAUGAUGUCAGCGCUCAGCGAGCAUGGAUCCUACGAGGAGCAGCAGCAACGCCUCUACCAGCUGGCCAGCAGCAUGGGACUGCCCGGACAUGACGUGCUGCGCGCACAGCAGGAAGCAUUGGCUGCGGCGGUGAGGAAUCCGGCGGCCUUAGAAGCUCACCUGCCCACGGGAGGCAGCUCCUCAUCAUCCAGCCAGAGACGCAAGCAGGGCCUACCGCAGCACCGAGAUGCACAUUACACAGACAGGGAACUGUCCCAACCUCCGCCCCUCCUUUCACCUGCGACAGCCCCUCACAUCGCUUUAGGACCUCACUUGCGGGCUCCUUUCCUUGGCUUGCCCUCAGCUCUCUGCCAGGCCCCCGGUUACAGUUUCCUGCAACCGGCUCAAGCUGAAAUUUUUGUGCGGCAGCAGGAGAUACUGAGGAAGCAGAAUCUAGCCAGACUUGAGAUGUCAGCCGAGUUACUGAGACAGAAGGAGUUGGAGAGUCUUCACCAGCGACAGCAACUGCUGAGCUCUGACCCGCUUGCCGUUCUCCCUGCCGGCCUGCCCUCGGACCACCCGGCCCUGCGGAGCCUUCAAGACAUCCCCCAGGGUCAUCCGCUCCGAGAGGAACUGGCCCGCAGCUCCAAUGCCAUGCUGUUGCUUCGACACGGGGCGACGGCGCCCCUGCUAAGCGCCAACCAGCAGGAGCAGCCCAAGACGUCGUCCACCCACAAAGACGCCCAAGCGCAGAGCUCCACCACUGGCUCGGACGCUGAUAAUUCCAGGAAGGCCCUCCGCCGGGGCCCUCAGACUGAGCUCCGCGCUGGCCAUCGCAAAAGAAGAAGAGAGGACAGAGGAAGCGAGGGAGACGAGGACAUGAAGGACUCGGACAGCGAAACAGAAAGGUUUGACGAGAGGCGGGGAGGCGACGGUGCUAAGUCGAGGAGUAAACACAAGGACAGAGGGAGUAGAGAAAGAGACGGCAAGGGGGCGCGUGACGGCACCAAGGACAGCCAUGAAAGCUCAGGCCGGCUCAACGCACCUUGUAGUUCAGCUGGCAGCGACUCGCCCAGUCACCACCUGUUCACCUCAGCGCUGGGAAAGUCGGAUGUCAAGCUUCAGCUUCCGCCUGGAUUUGUGCCACCUCUGCCCGCUCUUCAAGGACAGUCAUUGCCCUUCGGAUUCCCCUACAUCAACCCUUACUUUCACAUGGGCUCUGUGGGAGGUCUUUUCAUGGAUGGGGAGGACUCGCUUCCAGCCAACCCCAUGGAGGACUUAAGCAAGUGGAGUGUGGAGGACGUAUGUGGCUUCAUAAGCAGUCUGGCCGGAUGUGCUGAAUACGCUCAGGUUUUCCGGGAGCAGGUCAUUGAUGGGGAGACAUUAGCUCUGCUCACUGAGGAGCAUCUGCUUGGCAUCAUGGCACUAAAGUUGGGCCCUGCCCUCAGGAUUCGCUCGCAGGUGGCGCGGCGCAUCGGCAGACUUUUCUACAUGACCGGAUUCCCUCUGGCGUUCCCCUUUUCGCCCUCGACCAGCUUGCGCCCCUCGGAGCGGGAUGGGGAGCCCCCGGGUGUACCCGCCGACACCCUCUCCUUGCCCCUUACCCUGCUUCAGAGACCCGCCUCCACGAGUGAAAGCUCUUCUCCUUACCGUGGGCCCACGCCGGGCUGCUCUUCACCCAAGCAGGCGAAGGCCAAUGGCUCUACAGCGGUGGGAAGAUAAGGGCUCCCUCAUCACAGGGUUCGCUUGAACUUCCGGGCCUUAAAACAGAAAUGGAAGGGACAGGAAUAAAGAAGGCGACGUAAAGGACAAUGUGGACUGGAUCCUGGCCAGUGGCUGAGUCUGAGCGGAAUCCAAAGAAAGUGGCUCGGGAGACGCACGAGGCGCAAAAAAGAGACAGCUGGUCACAGACAGCAUGCCAAAAAAGAGGCCACAAACGCCACAUUCUUGCAAGUCAGACAAGCCAACGGCAGCGGAAAGCCGUCCGUCCGUCCUUCUUUCUUUCCUUCCUUCCUUUCCGUGCUGGCUUUUUUUGUCCACCUUCUUUUCUGUACUUGUUCACUGCAAGCCCUGCACAAUCCAGGAAUAAGACUCAUAUCCUUCCUUCUCGUCCUUGUCCGGCCUUGGGGAAGCUGUCGUCGUGGUCUCUGAGGCUGGAGCGGCGCCACGCUAAAACAAGCUCCGUCUUAUCACAGCAACUAUGCAUUCCACUGUCCUGAUACCAAAGAUGACCGGAUGAGUGGAAUUGAAACCAUGUUUCUGCUUUUGUUUGCAUGAAGGGUGACGGACAGAGAGAAAGCGAGAGUGGGGAAUAAAUAAUGCUAGUGCCUCAACAUGAAGCACUCCAUGGUAUUGAGAAGUAUUCGGACCACACUGACAAGAAAAACUAACUGCAAAAAAACACAUCUUAGUUUUGCAAGAACUAGCUCUGAAUUUUACAGAAGUAACCUUUUUAUAUUGAGAAAAAACACCAUGAGAAUAAUAUUAGUAUAUUUUGAGAAUAGUGUAGAUCUUUUUUUUUUUUAUAACAGAAUAAGUCAACUGUUACAAGAAUAGUAAAAAAAAUACACUGAAUAUUAAGAAAGAAUAAAGUCAAACAUUACAUGACUGAAUAGUUGAGCGAACGAAAGUCUGACAAUUACAAGAAAAAAAAAAGCCAAAAAGGGAAAUACACAUAAAUAGUUGAAUGCGCCGGCAUUUCAACAAAUAUUAAACAUUUCCUUCUGCAAAAUAUAUGGCCAAUCAGUGUGUCUUCAAUUGAUUGAUUGAUUUUUCCCUCAGUGUGGUCCUAAUAGUCUUGCGAGUAAAAGACGUGUGUUGCUGGAAACAAUAGCUCACAUCUUUGGACAUUUGUGUUGACUACUGUGGGAGGGUUUGAAAUAAUAAUAAUGAGAAUAAGAAGAAGAAUGAUGAAUCGUGCAAAAAUGUACAGUCAUGCUUGAGAUGAAAAUAUCCUGACGGUUGCAUACGUGGUACUUUCAAUUUUUUGCUAAAUGUAGAUGCACGAAAAAAAUUACUUUUUCUUUACUAAAGUAAUAAUAAUAUUAAUGUGACUCGCUGGACUUUUGUGGUACUUUUGUUCAUAUAUUUUUCUCUCCCUUUUUUUGGACAUUUUUUAAACUAAUAUUAAAAGGCGCUCCAAUCUUGAAUGCUACUUCAGCAUAUAAACGAGGACAAAGUAUUUAUAGGACUUAGUAAAUGAAGCAAAUUAUAUGUAUUAUAAUUAACCCCUGAGAUGGAUUCCAAAGAUACUUUUAUUUUUAUUUUGGUUGCAGGGAAAAGAAAGGCACAGAGCUCUUAUUGCAUUUUUUUUUUUUUAAUCUACGCAAGCAAUUGAUUCAAGUGGUCCCUUUAAAGGUUUUUUCUUCAUCCUAUUUUUCUAUUCACCGCACGGGUGAAAUAAAUAAUACAGAAAUGA